AUGGCUCCCACAGAGUCCAAGAAGCGCCUCGCGCUCGCCAUCAUUGACUUCCUCGGUGCCAGCUUGAAGGAUGGCACCCUUACCGCCGACGAUGCCGAAUCCAUCGAGAUCGCCCAGUCCUGUAUCGCCGACACCUUCAAGGUUGACCCCUCCAACGAGGCUGCUGUGAAGGAUGCCGUGGGUGGACAGUCUCUGGCCAGCAUCUACAGUGUCUACGAGAAGCUUCGCAACAAGCCCACCGGCGACUCUGCCAAGGCUGGCGAAAGCCAGAAGCCUGCGGCUGGCGCUCCCACCCCCGAGUCCGAUAAGCUGAAGUCCGAGGGUAACGGUGCCAUGGCCCGCAAGGACUACAGCACCGCUAUUGACCUCUACACCCAAGCCCUGGCUAUUGCUCCCUCGAACCCCAUCUACCUCUCCAACCGGGCUGCUGCCUAUUCCGCGGCCGGACAGCACGAGAAGGCGGCCGAGGAUGCCGAGCUCGCCACUGCUGUUGACCCCAAGUACUCCAAGGCCUGGAGCCGUCUGGGACUGGCUCGUUUCGACUUGGCUGAUUACCACGGUGCCAAGGAGGCCUAUGAGAAGGGUAUCGAGGCUGAGGGCAACGGCGGCAGCGAGGCCAUGAAGCGGGGUCUGGAGACUACUAAGCGCAAGAUCGAGGAGGCCAAGCGUAGCACCGAGCCUCCCGCUGAUGCUGUUGACGAUGCUGCUGGUGCUUCCCGUGGUGGUGGCGGUAUGCCUGAUCUGUCUUCCCUUGCUAGCAUGCUGGGAGGUGGAGGUGGCGGCGGCGGUAUGCCCGACCUCAGCUCUAUCAUGAGCAACCCCAUGUUCGCCAGCAUGGCCCAGAACCUGAUGAGCAACCCCGAUAUGCUCAACAACCUCAUGAGCAACCCCCAGCUGAGACAGAUGGCUGAAAACUAUGGCCGUGGCGGUGGUAUGCCCGACAUGUCCUCUUUGAUGAGCGAUCCCAACAUUGCCGAUAUGGCUCGUAACAUGAUGGGCGGCGGUGCCGGACGUGGAAACCAGUAA
This is a messenger RNA of Aspergillus niger, 1026 nucleotides long. RefSeq lists its product as uncharacterized. The record is from RefSeq and is a predicted model, not a curated record. Lineage: Eukaryota; Fungi; Ascomycota; Eurotiomycetes; Eurotiales; Aspergillaceae. Gene Ontology annotation, cellular component: membrane; TRC complex. The coding region runs from base 1 to 1026 and encodes 341 amino acids. The transcript is spliced from 3 exons. Gene Ontology annotation, biological process: post-translational protein targeting to endoplasmic reticulum membrane. Gene Ontology annotation, molecular function: molecular adaptor activity; protein binding.